AUGGCUACGACCCCAGCCACGUCGCGUCUCAAAGUGGCCGUCAUUGGCGCUGGUCCGAUCGGCCUCUGCACUGCCGCGGCAUUAAGGCAGCAGGGCCACAAUGUCACCGUCUUUGAGCGACGACAGGACCCGGAGCCCCGCGGACACGCACUGGUAAUCCAGCCAGCAGCGACCCGGGCUCUCCAGUAUCUAAAGGGCGCGCACAGCGCAUUCGAACGCGUCAGCGUACAAGCGGGUCCUUUGCGCCUGUGGUCUUAUACCGGUGACAAGCCAUUUGCAGUCGCAGCGGCGGCGCAGCAGCCAUGUCGGUCCGACAAGCGCUUUCAAACAGAUCGGCCAUCAGUGCAGAAUGUUUUCCAUGGAUUGGCCGUGUCCAGCGGCGUGCAACUGCUUUUCGGCACGGCCGUUGUCAAAGUCGAGGAGCUUGCGGAUAGCGCAAGCCUCUCGACCGCAGAUGGAAUGACGCACCAUGCGGACCUUGUCAUAGCAGCAGAUGGUAUCAAAUCCGCGACACGCAAAAUGCUCUUCCCCGCGCGGGAUGUCGAUCCCAUUCCUCUCAGGGAAUCCAUCUUUCUUACAAAGAGUCGUGUUGCUGACCUCGCGGGGGACAGGCAAUUGGCAGCAUGGCUCGAGCCGGGCACAAAACAUGGUGUUCUAGGACCUGGCCGCUUUAUUUUAAGCCGACACAUGCACGGCGGCUACCUCGGGGUGCAGUUGAUCGAUGUUGACCAUGCGGAUCCUGGGCCCGUCAAUGCCAACUGGAACACGCCAGCCGACGUUGACGCACUGAGGGCACGAUUUUCCGACUUUGGUCCCAUAACUCGCGCCUAUCUAAAGUAUAUACGGCAUGCGGAGAAGUGGCAAAUGGCAAUGGGGCCGUCUUUGACAACGUGGCGGAGCAAGAACGGGAGGGUGGUGCUUGCUGGGGAUGCUGCACACGCCAUGUUGCCGCACGGAGCGCAGGGUUUGAGUCAAGGAAUUGAAGAUGGGAUGAGCCUUGCGCAGAUGCUGCGUCUUGUUGGGGGGGCAGGAAGCGACAUUAGUGCCCAUGUGCCCGCGGUGACAAAGGCCUGGGUUGAGCUGCGCAAACCGAGAUGCGACGUCUUCAUGCGACAGUCUACAGAGAACGCGAGGCUGUGGAGUCUGCCGGAUGGGCUGGAACAGAGGGCGAGAGAUGAGAAAAUGGCGAGCUUGGGUCGUCAACCUCCUCCGGAUCUGGACAGUGUCGAGAUGGACAUGACUGCGCCUCGACACUCGCCAGAGUUUCUCAAGUGGGUGAGAGAUUACGACGUGGUACGAGAGAGCCAGCUGGCAAUGGCAGAAAUGCUGCCAAGAGGGUCGGUGUAG
This is a messenger RNA of Metarhizium robertsii ARSEF 23, 1347 nucleotides long. Its product is annotated as FAD dependent oxidoreductase domain containing protein. Gene Ontology annotation, biological process: secondary metabolite biosynthetic process. The coding region runs from base 1 to 1347 and encodes 448 amino acids. The transcript is spliced from 3 exons. The record is from RefSeq and is a predicted model, not a curated record. Lineage: Eukaryota; Fungi; Ascomycota; Sordariomycetes; Hypocreales; Clavicipitaceae. Gene Ontology annotation, molecular function: FAD binding; monooxygenase activity.